GCAGUAAAAGAGGAUAGCAUUGUGUUUAAAAUGGAAGUUGACAUAAAUGGAGAGUCCAGAACUACCAUAUCCACCCUCCCUGUGCCUCUUGCAGAGGUGACUCCUGCAGGCAGGAUGGAAGCAGAGAAGCCCCGCUGUUCAAGUACCCCCUGCUCACCAAUGCGACGGACAGUUGCAGGGUAUCAGAUCCUGCACAUGGAUUCUAACUACCUGGUUGGCUUCACAACUGGAGAGGAGCUGCUAAAAUUAGCCCAGAAGUGUACAGGAAGUGAAGAGAAUAAAGGGGAAUCUGGGCCGAACUUGCGCUCCAAACAGCUUGAUUCAGGACUUACACGUUCCUCCCGUUUGUACAAAACUAGAAGUAGGUACUAUCAGCCAUAUGAGAUCCCAGCAGUAAAUGGAAGGAGGAGGAGAAGGAUGCCGAGCUCAGGGGAUAAAUGCACUAAGGCUUUACCAUAUGAACCUUACAAAGCACUUCAUGGUCCCCUGCCUCUUUGCCUUUUAAAAGGUAAAAGGGCUCAUUCGAAAUCCCUGGACUACCUCAAUUUAGACAAAAUGAGCAUUAAGGAACCUGCUGACACGGAAGUGCUACAAUACCAGCUCCAACACCUCACCCUCAGAGGGGACCGUAUGUUUGCAAGAAAUAGCACAUGA
Messenger RNA from Nestor notabilis (Kea), 654 nucleotides. It is a transcript of the gene MACIR, whose product is annotated as chromosome unknown open reading frame, human C5orf30. Bases 31 to 654 code for a protein of 207 amino acids. The record is from RefSeq and is a predicted model, not a curated record. The transcript has 2 exons. NCBI's taxonomy places the organism in Eukaryota, Metazoa, Chordata, Aves, Psittaciformes, Psittacidae. Gene Ontology annotation, biological process: negative regulation of cytokine production involved in inflammatory response; negative regulation of fibroblast migration.